Messenger RNA from Dendronephthya gigantea, 936 nucleotides. Its product is annotated as proteasome subunit alpha type-4-like. The transcript is spliced from 8 exons. The record is from RefSeq and is a predicted model, not a curated record. The coding region runs from base 37 to 810 and encodes 257 amino acids. NCBI's taxonomy places the organism in Eukaryota, Metazoa, Cnidaria, Anthozoa, Malacalcyonacea, Nephtheidae. Gene Ontology annotation, cellular component: proteasome core complex; proteasome core complex, alpha-subunit complex; cytosol. Gene Ontology annotation, biological process: ubiquitin-dependent protein catabolic process.
UGAUUUUAUCAAACAUCGUCUCUUCAAAUUUCCAACAUGUCUCGUCGCUACGAUACUAGAACUACGAUAUUUUCCCCAGAAGGGAGGUUGUAUCAGGUUGAAUAUGCCAUGGAAGCAAUUGGUCUGGCUGGAAUUUGUCUCGGGAUCCUGGCUGAUGAUGGUGUAGUCAUUGCUGCAGAGAGGAGAAACACCAAUAAACUCUUGGACGAGAUGGUUUUCUCUGAGAAGAUUUACAAACUCCAUGAUGACAUGGCAUGCAGCGUUGCUGGAAUUACCUCAGAUGCUAAUGUCCUUACUAAUGAAUUAAGAAUAAUUGCACAGAGAUAUUUAUUGCAAUAUCAGGAGCCAAUUCCUUGUGAACAGCUAGUCAGUUCAUUGUGUGAUAUAAAACAAGAAUAUACACAGUUUGGAGGAAAACGACCUUUUGGUGUAUCUCUCCUCUACAUGGGCUGGGACAAGCAUUAUGGCUUCCAGCUGUACCAGAGUGACCCUAGUGGAAAUUUUAGUGGCUGGAAGGCAACCUGUAUUGGAAAUAAUAGUGUAGCUGCAGUUUCAAUGUUAAAACAAGAAUAUAAUGAAGACAAAAUGCCGUUAUCUGAGGCACUAAAGCUGGCUAUUAAAGUUCUAAACAAAACCUUGGAUGUCACAAAGUUAACCAAGGAAAAAGUCGAAAUAGCCACACUUACAAGAAAGGAUAACAAGACAGUGAUUCGUAUUUUACCAGACAGCGAAGUCGAGGAUGUUAUCAAUAUUUGUGAACAGGAGGCGAAAGCUAAAGAAACAGCAGCUGGAACCAGCAGUAAAAAAUAGUUCUGUAAAACUUCACCAACAACCUUUUUAAGCAAUAUUCUUUCUUGUCUGUAAAGUAUAAUAGAUUUGUUUGCAUUGAAUUCAAAUAAAGUAUUGAAAAAAACAUCUAAUAGUGUAACCAUAUUA